Molecule: messenger RNA, 3127 nt
Organism: Nycticebus coucang (slow loris)
Lineage: Eukaryota; Metazoa; Chordata; Mammalia; Primates; Lorisidae
Gene: ELOVL6
Product: ELOVL fatty acid elongase 6
Exons: 4
Coding region: 349-1146 (265 amino acids)
Biological process (GO): fatty acid elongation, saturated fatty acid; sphingolipid biosynthetic process; fatty acid elongation, polyunsaturated fatty acid
Cellular component (GO): endoplasmic reticulum membrane; endoplasmic reticulum
Molecular function (GO): fatty acid elongase activity
Source: RefSeq, a predicted model, not a curated record
CCAAUCGCACGAGGGGGAGGAGAUUUCCCUGUAGACGAGUAAAAAGGGUGAUGGACAAACGUGCAGGCACUAAGACCGCAAGGCAUUCAUUUCCUCCUACGGUGCAUGCGGACGCCGGCAGGAGGAGAGCCCCAGAGAGAGGAGCUGGGAGCGGAGGCGCAGGCAAUGCUCAACCCUGGAUGUAGCUGAGAGGCUGGGAGAGAGACCGACCGCCGGAGACCCAGCGGCGAGGGGAAGACCUAGGGGGGUGGGUGGGGGAAGCAGACAGGAGAGCACUCGAAAUCAAGCGCUUUACAGAUUAUUUUAUUUUGUGUAGAGAACACGUAGCGACUCCGAAGAUCAGCCCCAAUGAACAUGUCAGUGUUGACUUUACAAGAAUAUGAAUUCGAAAAGCAGUUCAACGAGAACGAAGCCAUCCAAUGGAUGCAGGAAAACUGGAAAAAAUCGUUCCUGUUUUCUGCUCUGUAUGCUGCCUUUAUAUUUGGUGGUCGACACCUCAUGAACAAACGGGCGAAGUUUGAACUGAGGAAGCCGUUAGUGCUCUGGUCUCUGACACUCGCAGUCUUCAGUAUAUUUGGUGCUCUUCGAACUGGUGCUUAUAUGGUGUACAUUUUGAUGACCAAAGGCCUGAAGCAGUCAGUUUGUGACCAGAGUUUUUACAUUGGACCUGUCAGCAAAUUCUGGGCUUAUGCAUUUGUGCUAAGCAAAGCACCGGAACUAGGAGAUACGAUAUUCAUCAUUCUGAGGAAGCAGAAGCUGAUCUUCCUGCACUGGUAUCACCACAUCACUGUGCUCCUGUACUCCUGGUACUCCUACAAAGACAUGGUUGCCGGAGGAGGCUGGUUCAUGACUAUGAACUAUGGCGUGCACGCCGUCAUGUACUCCUACUAUGCCUUGCGAGCCGCGGGGUUCCGAGUCUCCCGGAAGUUUGCCAUGUUCAUCACCUUGUCGCAGAUCACGCAGAUGCUGAUGGGCUGUGUCAUUAACUACCUGGUCUUCUCCUGGAUGCAGCAUGAGCAGUGUCACUCUCACUUUCACAACAUCUUCUGGUCCUCGCUCAUGUACCUCAGCUACCUUGUGCUCUUCUGCCAUUUCUUCUUUGAGGCCUACAUCGGCAAGAUGAGGAAAACAGCCAAGGCUGAGUAGUGUCGGGACUGAGGAGGAAGCCAUAGCUCAGGGUCAUCAAGAAAAAUAACAGACAAAAGAAAAUGGCACAAGGAAUCACAUAUGGUGCAGCUAAAACAAAACAAAACAUAAGGAGCAAACACAAACCCAAGGCAGCUUAGGGAUAAUUAGGUUGACUGAACCCAGUAAGUUUAUGACCCUUUAGGGUGAGGACUCACUGUGCGCACCUCCAUCUCAAAGCACCUGCUGGGAGACACACCCCCUUCUUUAUCUGUCAACUCUAUGACAAAGGAGAGCAAACAGGAGCCAGAGGCAGAGAGACACUAGUAGAAGGCAAGCAAAGGCUAUUCUUAGCAACUUGAUAUGAAAAGAUAGCUUUACUAAGUGUUAUAGUUCUCUAAGGAUGGAAGAAUUUUACUUUAGAAACUGUGCGAGCACACACACAGACACACACACAAUCCUUUCUAAUUUUCAAUCAACACCAACCUGGAGCCAAUAGAAAAGAUGAAAAUGGAAGAGACACAGAGAGUGUAUCUAGAAUGAUAAUGCUUUUGUAGAAAUUAAGGCCUUUUUAAGAAAGGUUAGUCAUGGUAGCCCCAUGAGAAAAAGAUGUCUUAAUCAUCUUAAUCCUUUAUAAAAACAGAUGUAAACAAUUAUAUUUCCGCUUUAAAAAAAAAAAAAGACUUCACUGCAUAGCUUCAGGCUAGUGAGUUUGCCAAAACCACAAGGGGCGCAAUACCGUCCCAAAGCUCUUCCUGGGAGGAUGGAAACAGGGCAGCCCAGGUCCCGGAGGGGCAGCUCCAUCCCAGAGCAUUUCUGAUAGUUGAGCUAUGCUUUCUACUCUUAAACAAGAUAGGAAGGAAUGUCCUUUUGUUCAGUGGCCCCAGGCUUUUGAACAGAGGAGUAAAUGCAGAAUCGAAAAGAUAAAAACUUAUCCAAAUGAUUGGAAAAUGGAUUCUGUACUAUCUGAACAAAGACCCAGCCCAGUACCACCCCUGAGCUGGGGGAGGGAGAGAAACAGUGGGGAAAGGUGAGCCACACAUUAAGUCCAUAACCAAUAUACAAACCCCUCCCUAUUUGACUUCACAAAUACUCCUAAUUUUCCAAAUGAAACCCUGUGGGACAGUAUAUUUUCUAUAUUUUUGUGAAUUUCAAAAAGAAAUCUGCAGGGCUCUUCUUGAUACUGGGUUAACACUGUGUUUCCGCAUCAUCUGCGUUUGCUCCCCAAGCAAUGUGGAGGUGUUCAAAGCGCCCUCUGCUGGCUGAGUGGAGAUACUUCAACAAACACGCUUCAUGGCAAGUUUGGCUGAGAGUUGACAACAAAGGGCCCCGGAUAGACUUAACACACCCCUCCCCACCCAAAUUUUAAAUGACAUAAAAUACUUGUCAUACUUUAGCCAAAUCAGAAGAUAUCCAUCCUGCUUCAAGUCAGCUUCAGAAAUUUUUUAAAAGGGACUUUAGCUCUGGAACUCAAAAAUCAAUUUAUUAAGAGCCAUAUUCUUUUAAAAAACAAAAAGCUAGGUAAUAUCAUCUGUAAUAUUUCAGUCCUUUAUAAGCCAAAUAAAUGUGUCAAUGUUCCUAGUAUUUCAAAGAAGCAACUGUAAAGUUGUUCAAUGUGACAUGAUAGUAUUAUAAUUGGUUAAGUAGCUUAAUGAUAAAUUGGGUGAAAGAUUAGGGGCUAUCACCCUGCAUAGAUGACACACACUUCACCACACUUACACGCACACAAAUGUGGGGAACACUGAACUUCAGAUCCCAAAUAAAGAGAAACAUUUUCUGGCUAGCAGAAAAAGAAACCAUGGUUUAUCUUUCUUGCUUUAUUUGAAAGUGUACAGUAAAAGGGAUUUUUUGAAUUAUUUUUAUAUUGUUUUAGCUUUAAUUGUGCUGUCAUUCAUGAAACAGAGCUGCUCUGCUUUUCUGUCAGAGAUGGCAAGGGCUUUUUCAUCAUUUCGUUUAUGUGUGGAAUUUAAAAAGAAUAAAGUUUUAUUCCAUUCUGUGUGAA